This is a messenger RNA of Laetiporus sulphureus 93-53, 684 nucleotides long. RefSeq lists its product as uncharacterized. NCBI's taxonomy places the organism in Eukaryota, Fungi, Basidiomycota, Agaricomycetes, Polyporales, Laetiporaceae. The transcript has a single exon. The record is from RefSeq and is a predicted model, not a curated record. Bases 1 to 684 code for a protein of 227 amino acids.
AUGCGACAUGUAGACCGUGUGCUCAAGGUCACCCAAAUGUACAAGUGUAUCCAGGAUGUCGACCUCAAGCUGUUUCGCGCCACCGCGGAAGCCUUUGAUCCUUCUCUGGAAGAUGGAUAUUCUGCGUUGCAAGACCAUAUGAGGGAGUACUAUCUCGAGAUUGCAGAUCGUCUUCUAGAUCUUCAGAUCCUCACCCUACGACACAUAGCAACCAGUAAUCCUGGUCAGGGAUUGAAGCCUCAUCCAUUCAGCCACCCCCAAGAGCGCGACACUAUCAUAAGAUACUCUGAUUUUAUGACUCGCUUUGUGAUUUUUCUUCUGCGACAUCAUCAGCAGCCAUUGCCGGACCUUCAAGUCGAGUUUCAUCCCAUGCACCGAGAAUCGCUGGAUGCCCUUGUCGAUGUCAUUGGAGGCUCGCACUCCAGAAGCCGGUGGAUGUCAACCAUUCACCGGGUGAUUCUCUUCAUCCUGACUUGUCGCAGUGAUGGGUUCCUAAAGGCGGAGUGGAAGGACCUAUUUUCUAUCUUUUUGAUCGCAUAUCAUCUUCGAGACGAUCAUGGAAACAUGCAUGCCACUGCGAGGAUUACCCCGAAUAUAUCCAAGGUCCAAUGGUGCUUUAGGGCGACCGCCGCUCAAGAAACUCUUUACCGUAGUGUUCACCACAAUAACAACGAUGUCAAGUGA